Poeciliopsis prolifica (blackstripe livebearer) is the source of this 1439-nucleotide messenger RNA. It is a transcript of the gene ccdc25, whose product is annotated as coiled-coil domain containing 25. Bases 135 to 758 code for a protein of 207 amino acids. Lineage: Eukaryota; Metazoa; Chordata; Actinopteri; Cyprinodontiformes; Poeciliidae. The transcript is spliced from 9 exons. The record is from RefSeq and is a predicted model, not a curated record.
UUCCGGGUCAGUCCGUCCAUGAGUAAAGUGACACUAGCAACGAACAGUGAAAUCACAAGUUUUUUCCUUUAUUUAUACUUAAUUCACCAAAUAAGUUUUAUUAAUAUAUUAUCUGUGUGUUUAAUUCGGAGAAAAUGGUGUUUUACUUCACAAGUGCUGUGGUGGAUCCUCCAUUCACGAUCUACAUGGGAAAAGAUAAAUAUGAAAAUGAGGAUCUGAUUAAAUAUGGCUGGCCUGAAGACAUCUGGUUUCACGUUGACAAACUCUCUUCAGCUCAUGUUUAUCUAAGAAUGCCAAAGGGUAAAACCAUAGAUGAUAUUCCUCCAGAGGUGCUGGUAGACUGCGCACAGCUGGUGAAGAACAACAGCAUCCAGGGCUGUAAGAUGAACAACAUCAACGUGGUUUACACGGCGUGGGCCAACCUGAAGAAAACAGGAGACAUGGAUGUUGGGCAAAUUGGCUUUCACAAACAGAGAGAGGUGAAGAUUGUUGCUGUAGAGAAGAAGAUCAAUGAAAUCGUAAACCGUCUGGAGAAGACAAAAGAAGAGCGCUUCCCGGAUCUGGCAGCAGAGAAGGAAGCGAGGGAUCAAGGGGAGAGAAAUGAGAAGAAAGCUCAACUCCAGGAGCAGAAAAGGAGGGAGAAAGAAGAGCAGAAGAAGAAAAAAGAAAUGGAAGAGCUCAGGAAUUAUACAUCACUGAUGAAGAGUGAAAACAUGAAAACUAAUGAGGAUGGCUAUGACUCGGACGACUUCAUGUGACGCCUGAAAAUACAACAGGAAGCUCGGGAAGCUCCCCUGCUGCCAUCGCUUUACAGACUUUGAAUGAACAAAAAUAAAAAAAUAAACAAGUCCAUUCUGCUUGAGAGCACUUGGAGCAGAAAUGACUCAGUUCUCACGACUCAGGAGCCAUUUUCAGACUUAAAGGAAGACGGGAGUCGUCUGUGGUGAAGGAUACCCAGUCAGCAGAUUCAGUUUUUACAGCUAUACUAAUGAUGGCGUCUUUUGUUUCAGUCACUCACUUCUACAGCAUUUUGUUGAAGCUGCUCUUGCUUCCUUGCUCAAUAUGCCAAUUUUGUCUGCAUGUCAGAUUUUAAUAAACAGAAUUCCUUGUAUAAAUUGAAACGCUAUUGCUUGGUAAUUUCAUUGUAGAGUAAUCUGUCAGUCGAAAAAUUAAUUCUGAAGUAAAAGAUUUACUGUUGGACUAAUUUAUCUCUCCAAAUGAAAUAACCCGUAUAGGCGGACAAAAAAAUCCAUCCAUUUAUUGAUUAAAAACAUAUUGGUGUAAUCAUGUUACAACACAAAGUGCAUUUUGUAUUUUUCUUUCUUUUUGCGGGGGUAGACAAGAUCAAAUAUGAAAAAUGCACGCAACGUCAACUAGAUAAACCUGGAAUCUGUCACACACUCAACUAUUGCAAAGAAAAAUAAAAUAUUUCUAGAAAA